AGCACACAUCAAAUUGAAGAAGAAGAAGAAAGUGUGUGAAGAAAAAAAUUUCUGCAGUCUUUCGGAAGUGUUUGUCCGUGAAUAUCUGCCACAAAGUAACUUCCUCCCACCUGAAAAAGCCGCCCAUCUGUCGUGCUAGAGGUGCCCAUUAAUUGAAUUAGUGAAUUUAUGUGUGCUUAAGAAGUUGUGCCCCCCAAUUGGUGGACAAAGACCAAGGAGUAUGAGUGGAACAGGAGAGAUGUGAAUGGGUGGUGUUUAUCUUGUUUUUAUCUGCGAAAAAAAACCAAAGAGAAGGCAUCUUGCGGAAGGCAAGUUCUAGCCAGAUUGUUCUGAAGAGGGGCAUAAUUGUUUGUGAUUUGAGAGAUCGGGGACAAAGGAAUCACGAGAUAUGGGGAAGCUAUUGAGCCUCCUGGCGCGCGACGACUCAACGUGCUGCACCACCAAAUCCUACGAUGUCUUCCUGGACUUUGAGAAUGCUGCACCCACGGAAACUGAGCGGGAGGUCUACGAUGAGGUGGAACGUGUACUGAAGGAAUCAGAAGCUGUUCUGGAUGAGAUUCAAGUCUACAAGGGAGCUGGUAAGGAGAUUCGGGAAGCAAUUGCAGAUCCUUCACCACAAGUGCAAGAGAAGGCGUGGAAUGCUGUGCUGCCGUUGGUGAUAAAGCUCAAGAGGUGCUAUGAACACUCAUUGGAGCUCGAGAGGAUUGUUCCGAAGCUGCUGGGACAGCUUGUGGGUGGACGCCUAAACCCGACGCAGCACCUUGAGACACAACAAGCGCUCGUAAAGCAGCUGGCGGAGAUCCUGGAGUUUGUCUUGAAGUUUGAUGAAUACAAGAUGAAAACGCCCGCCAUUCAGAAUGAUUUCAGCUACUACAGACGCACAGUGAGUCGGCAGAGGAUUGAUAACACUAGUCAGAUGCUCGUGAGCACAGAACUGGCCAACCGAAUGUCCCUCUUCUAUGCGCACGCGACGCCAAUGCUCAAAGUUCUGAGUGAGGCAACAUCCAAAUUCGUUCGGGAUAAUGCCGACGAUGUGGACAAUACCACAGAGACACUUGGUACGAUGGCCAAGGUCUGCCUGCGAAUGCUGGAGAAUCCAAAACUCCUGUCCCAGAUUGAGCGCGAAGAGACGCAUUUGCUGGUACUACGGGUGAUGGUGGGCCUCGUGAUUCUCUACGAUCACGUGCAUCCUGUCGGUGCAUUCGCCAGGGGUGCUCAUGUGGACGUGAAGGGGUGCGUACGACUGCUGCAGGCACAGCCGGCCAUUAAGGCGGAACCUCUCCUCAAUGCACUUCGCUACACCACGAAGCACCUCAAUGAGGAUAACACGCCCAAGAACAUACGGAACCUCCUGGCCGCCUAAAUCUGUCUAAUUUCUUCCUUUUAGUCAAUCGUUUUCCCCCCUCCUCUCCCAAACAAUCUCCUUUUGUCUUCUUCCUGAAACUAUAUUUCUCCUAUGCCGGGAUGUGAGCGUGUUUGCGUGAAGUUUUUAUGGUGAAAUGAAAUUAAAAGAAAGAAAAAAAAAAACAUUUAAAUUAAAUUUGCAACCUCUUUAGGAACAUUUUAGUAGAAUAAAUUUUGUGCAUUUUGCGAGAUGAACGUUUUCGAGAGCGAGCGAAAGAGAGGAAGAUUUAAAAGAAGAUUAAAUUGCGAUUUUGAUGAAAAAAAAAAUUGUUAAUAAUCUAUUGAAUAUUGUAAGUUUCUUUCUGUCUAUAUAAAAUUACAACAACAACAAAAACUCGUAGGUUAAAUUUAAAAAAAAUUGCCAGGAGGAUGUUUAUUGAAAGAAAAAAAAUAUCUUCCUGCUACGAAUCCUCCGAAAGAAAUUAAUCGAAAGUAUUUUUGUGGAGAACAAAUUUAAAUUUAAAUAAAUUAAUUUAAAAAAAAAACAUUGCUAAAGUCACGAAAAUCGUGAGAAAUAAAGCUUUUCGUCACAAUUUUUGCAAAGAAAAAAAUCACAGAUUUUAAAGAAUUUCUUCGAGCUCAAAUUCACUCUGCCGGAUUUUUUUUUGUAUAAGUAAAUUUAAUUUUUAGGCUUUUAGAAAAAAAAAACGAAGUUUUAUCACUUUAACGAGUAUUUCUGAUAUUUUAUUAUUUUUUUUUCGUGUGAACAACAGACCAUCUUUAUAUACUAAAGAGAACCACUAAUGCAAAUAAAUUAAGUCAAUCUUUAA
Molecule: messenger RNA, 2174 nt
Organism: Lutzomyia longipalpis
Lineage: Eukaryota; Metazoa; Arthropoda; Insecta; Diptera; Psychodidae
Product: CYFIP-related Rac1 interactor B
Exons: 4
Coding region: 389-1363 (324 amino acids)
Biological process (GO): regulation of actin filament polymerization
Molecular function (GO): small GTPase binding
Source: RefSeq, a predicted model, not a curated record